AGCAGCAGGAGGGCAGGCAAUGGUGGCAGCUGCCUUACCCUUGGUGGAGGUUAUUCCCCCUGUAUUUUUACCUGCAUCUAACCCCUCAGUUUGCAAGCCUUGGAGGAAGACAAAGGCAGCUCACUGGGACCCCCUCCCCCAGUUGCGUGUUUCCUUCCUGUCAAGCCCCCUGGGAAGCUGCAGGGUGGAGAAGCACAGCCCGCACUCCAGCAAGAAACAACCUAACUGAAGGCUAGGUCAGGCUGAGGGGAUUCGGCUGUAGAGCCGUGGAGGAGGGGAGGCGGAGGGGGCGCUGGGGCUCUCACUUCCUCCAGCCCAGUCCUCCCUCCCAGUCAGCCCGCGACAACCCGCGCCAGCCACCCGGUCUCACAGAAGCUGGACUUCGUGGACACCAUGCAGUGGAUUAGAGGCGGAUCGGGAAUGCUGAUCACUGGAGAUUCCAUCGUUAGUGCUGAGGCAGUAUGGGAUCACGUCACCAUGGCCAACCGGGAGUUGGCAUUUAAGGCUGGCGACGUCAUCAAAGUCUUGGAUGCUUCCAACAAGGAUUGGUGGUGGGGCCAGAUCGACGAUGAGGAGGGAUGGUUUCCUGCCAGCUUUGUGAGGCUCUGGGUGAACCAGGAGGAUGGGGUGGAGGAAGGGCCCAGUGACGUGCAGAAUGGGCACCUGGACCCCAACUCAGAUUGCCUUUGUCUGGGCCGGCCACUACAGAACCGGGACCAGAUGCGGGCCAAUGUCAUCAAUGAGAUCAUGAGCACGGAACGUCAUUACAUCAAGCACCUCAAGGAUAUUUGUGAGGGAUACCUGAAGCAGUGCCGAAAGAGAAGAGACAUGUUCAGCGAUGAGCAACUGAAGGUCAUCUUUGGGAACAUUGAAGACAUCUACAGAUUUCAGAUGGGCUUCGUGAGAGACCUGGAGAAGCAGUACAACAAUGAUGAUCCCCACCUCAGUGAGAUAGGACCCUGCUUCCUAGAGCACCAAGACGGAUUCUGGAUAUACUCUGAAUAUUGUAACAACCACCUGGAUGCCUGCAUGGAACUCUCCAAGCUGAUGAAGGACAGCCGCUAUCAACACUUUUUUGAGGCCUGCCGCCUCUUGCAGCAGAUGAUUGACAUUGCCAUUGAUGGUUUUCUUUUGACUCCAGUACAGAAGAUCUGCAAAUACCCUUUACAGUUGGCUGAGCUCCUUAAGUAUACUGCCCAAGACCACAGUGAUUACAGAUAUGUUGCAGCUGCUUUGGCUGUCAUGAGAAAUGUGACUCAGCAGAUCAAUGAACGCAAACGACGCCUGGAGAAUAUUGACAAGAUUGCACAAUGGCAGGCCUCUGUCUUAGACUGGGAGGGAGAGGACAUCUUAGACAGGAGCUCGGAGCUGAUCUACACUGGAGAGAUGGCCUGGAUCUACCAGCCCUAUGGCCGUAACCAGCAGAGAGUCUUCUUCCUGUUUGACCACCAGAUGGUCCUCUGUAAGAAGGACCUAAUUCGGAGAGACAUCCUAUACUACAAAGGGCGCAUUGACAUGGAUAAAUAUGAGGUCAUUGACAUUGAAGAUGGCAGAGAUGAUGACUUUAAUGUCAGCAUGAAAAAUGCUUUCAAGCUCCAUAACAAGGAAACAGAAGAAGUGCAUCUGUUCUUUGCCAAAAAACUGGAGGAGAAAAUACGUUGGCUUAGAGCUUUCAGAGAAGAGAGGAAAAUGGUACAGGAAGAUGAAAAAAUUGGCUUUGAGAUUUCAGAAAACCAGAAGAGACAGGCUGCAAUGACUGUGAGAAAAGCUUCUAAACAGAAAGGUGUCAACUCGGCCCGCUCAGUUCCUCCUUCCUACCCACCACCACAGGACCCGUUAAACCAGGGCCAGUACCUGGUCCCUGAUGGCAUCGCUCAGUCGCAAGUCUUUGAGUUCACUGAACCAAAACGCAGCCAGUCACCAUUCUGGCAAAACUUCAGUAGGUUAACCCCCUUCAAAAAAUAGUACUUAUAGGAAGGCAGAUAAUUUUAAAAUAAAUAAAACUAUAUUUAUAGAUGGACUUUUUUUUGGAGAAGCACUGUUGAAAAUUUAUGUGUGUGUGAGUGUGUGAGAGUGUGUGUGUGUGUGUGUGUGUGUGUGUGUGUGAGUGUGUGCCUGUGUGUGCGCAUGCACACACACAGGCACACACACAUGGACCUUUAAGUAUACAUGUGUGUGUGUGGGCAUGUGUGCACAUAUGCAUGCACAUGCAUGGACACAUACAUACAUAUACACACACAGAGAAGGACCACAACUAUUUACUGUGGUUUUAGGUAAUUGAAAUCCAUAGUUGGUAAGAAGUACCACCGACUUUCAAACAUGUGAUCCCUUCUUUAAAUUUUAGUUCUUAACCUUGUUCCCCUCCCUCGCCUUCAGAAACUGAAUUUCUCUUUGUUCUUUUUCCUGGUAAGAUAACCUACUCACUCCUCUGGUUCACUGACCUGUCAUUAUUACCACAGAGUAUUUGCAUUGUUUUAUUUGCCUUUCCUGAUGAUACUGAUGUUGAUAACUUUUGAAUUUCAUUUAUGUGGUGGGUUUGGAAUUUCAUUUCUCUCUUUGUCAUUUUUCACUGAGAAGGGGAGGAUACCCAUCUCCUGUCCUUCAUGCGACCAUCUGCAAAUGUUCCUGUAGCCCUGCGGUUAUACCAACAGCCUUUUCACAGCACCCUGUGUCCACAGUUGUGCCAGUCUAGACAUGCUCUGUUGUGCCCUGUGGCUUAUCUGCUUGGUAUUUCUAUUGCUUUCACUGUUUUAGGUAUUGUGGAAGGAUAUAAAACCAAACAGAAACAAAGGAAUGAAAGAAUGUAAUGAGAAUUUUGUUAAGGGGAAUUUUUCUAUUUAGGUGAUUUCUUCUAGCAUUGGGGAUUCCCAUGUAAAAACACUGCUGAAUCACUGACGUUUUUGUUGUUUUUUUUUUUUUUUUUUUUUUUUUUUUUUUUUUUUUAUCUAAGAGUUAGUUUUUGCCCAUUAAUUUAUUUUUCAAGCCCCUUUUAUUAUGAGUCUCCUUUUUAGCCUGUAUCUUCUUUAGACAAAAGGUUUAGCUAAACUAGAAGCAAAGAAAUUGAGACUCUGCCUCUUAUGGAAGAGAUUUAUCUCCACCCUACAGCCCAUAGCUAGUGGUUAGGUGUCAAGUAGGGCUCUCUAUAUAGCAGUCACUUCGGUGUUCCAAUCAUCCCCAUUUCCAUUUUCGGAUUCAGAAGGCAUCACUGUUAGAAGUUUAUGAAGGGGUUCAAGACAAAACCUGCUUGGCCAAGAUCAUUAGAUACCUUCAGAUCAAUGUGAAGAGAGUCCACGAUUGACAAUAACACCAUACAGGGAAACAGAAGGACCAUUAGGAAAAAAAGACAGGCUUGAUUUAAUAUAACAUACCUGUAAUUUCUACCAACAAAAUUAUAAGAACCACCUUCAAUUACUAGCAGAUUGCAUGGAUAAUCGUCUCUGUCUCCUUCCUUGCCUUUACUUUCUUUCUGGUAGAGGAUUGUGAGUAUUGGCAUAGCUAGAGCCAUUCUGGCACUCAAAGUAGGUGUUGUUCCUGACAUACUCCCAUCCCAGGACAACUGAGUCAGUUGUCAGAGAAGCCUAGGGCUACUUUUACAUCUAGGGGGGAAAGAUCUGAGACAGAACACUGAAGUUAAUUCUUGGCAGGCUUUCCAUUUGACCAGAACUUUCCCCACAAAAAUCAGAAUCCCCACGAGUACAGAAGUACUAUUCUUUGUCAUUUAGCCCCUUUUAUGGAUAGAGCUUUGAUAGCAAGGAAAAUAGGAUAUAAAGAAGUGUGAAUAUCCACUCCAUCCAAGAAUCUGGAGAUUGAGUUUGUUCUGGACCUCACAGGACAAGACUUCAUUAUGAAAGGACCUAAGCUUAUCAAACAGCAGCCACGGCCGUAUGAGGUCUUCAGUGAAGCUGGAUUGGGUACUUCUUUGUGCUUCCAAACCUAGACUAAGCCCUACCCCUGAGAAUCUUUCACCUGUGGAAAACAAAUCAUACGUUGUUGAAGCUUUAAUUUAAGUUAGACUUUUUAUAGUUCUCAAGGCUAGCUAGCAGAACACCAGAGUUCAGAACUGGCUAUCACUGCUCAGCACAUGGUAGAACUAUUUAAGCCCUUACGGCAAGAAAUCUGGUAACUAGCACCUAGAUGGCAAUGUUCGCCAUUGGCAAACUGAAAUAUAUUUCACUUCCUAUGCAGGUCUCCCUUAGUGUACCUUCUUUGCGUAGUUUCUCCCCACCUUCACUAGACCUGGCCUUGGCAACUUUCUCUAGGGAUUAGGGUCACACCAGGAGGAGUUGCUUUGAAAGGUUGCUAGAUAAAAUCUUUGAUAGUAUCUUUUGGCCAGAUCCUCUUAUUCUCUUCCCUUUUCUGAGUCCAACAUUCAAGGCUCCAGGAUCAGGAGUAUGAUAAUCAUCAUCCCGUUUCUCCAUCCAGCCCACUGGCCUUACAACACGUAGUAAUUUGUCAAGGCACUACUAAUUCAGCUCUUCUUUGAUUAGAACGCCCCCAACCGUGUACCUAUGGCUCAAAGUAGAUCAGUGGCCAUUAGCACAAAGGGAAACUCAUAAAUUACCUGGACUCAGCAUCUCAACCUGAUGUAUCCCCACAGCCAUGUUAUCCUCUCAAACUCGAAUUCUCCUGUUUUCUGCAUGGCCCUGUAUUCCCCAUUCCUUAACUCAAUGAAGCCUGAAUUUUCCUUCCAAAAGGGUUUUGCAAGUUUUUCUUUUUUUUUUCUAUGAGUUCUACUCUUAGGGAGUUCCUAAUACAAAAAUCCAAUUUUUCUCUCCUUCUCUCGUCCUCUUCCUAUGUGUAUAUCUUUAAUUGAUCUACUAAGGACAGCAGCAAGAGAGUUCUAACAAUUCUAGUAUGAAGCCAAAUAGUGAUAUUUUAGUGCUUUGGGGGUGGGGUGGGCUGGGUGAAUAGAUGGGCAACAGUGAUUUUGACUACCCCUGCUGCUCUGCAUUUGCCAGUUUAUUCUUUUGUUUCUAUUAACUGACUGUUUGACCCUGUCAAACAAGUGUCAAAAUUGUGUAUUUGGAAAUGUUUAACAACAACAAAAAAAGAUGUUGUAAUGACAUAAAGCCUUAUAAAAAUAUUUAUGGAGUUCAAUAAAAGAAGUAAAAAGUC
Molecule: messenger RNA, 5115 nt
Organism: Meriones unguiculatus (Mongolian gerbil)
Lineage: Eukaryota; Metazoa; Chordata; Mammalia; Rodentia; Muridae
Gene: Arhgef9
Product: Cdc42 guanine nucleotide exchange factor 9
Exons: 10
Coding region: 394-1965 (523 amino acids)
Molecular function (GO): protein binding; guanyl-nucleotide exchange factor activity
Source: RefSeq, a predicted model, not a curated record